Messenger RNA from Corythoichthys intestinalis (scribbled pipefish), 1934 nucleotides. It is a transcript of the gene mab21l1, whose product is annotated as mab-21-like 1. The record is from RefSeq and is a predicted model, not a curated record. The transcript has a single exon. Bases 350 to 1429 code for a protein of 359 amino acids. Lineage: Eukaryota; Metazoa; Chordata; Actinopteri; Syngnathiformes; Syngnathidae.
UGUGAACGCGCGCGUGUUGUCAAAAGACUGCAAACGCCGCGACGGGCGCAUUCCACUCGGUGCAAAAAGCACGCAUAGUAAUUUUGCGCGUUCGGGGGACUUUGGGGUCUCUUUUGGACAUUUUUGGGAGGGAUGUCAAGUGCCAGCUGAGCUGAGCUUAGGAGCGAGUGCCGCUCGGGGGGCUCUUCUUUUCCCCUCCCCGGUCGGGUCCGGUGCGGUGUUUGUAGAAUUUUUUUCUGGGUAAAGAGUUGUCUUUUCUGGUCUAAAAUUGGCUCCCGUCCAAACCGCCGCGUUGGAUCCGUCGGCGUACUGCGAGACUCCGGUGUACAACCCGGAUCUCUGCCCCAACAUGAUCGCCGCGCAGGCCAAGCUGGUGUACCACCUGAACAAGUACUACAACGAAAAGUGCCAGUCGCGCAAGGCGGCCGUGUCCAAGACCAUCCGCGAGGUGUGCAAGGUGGUAUCGGAUGUUCUAAAGGAGGUGGAGGUGCAGGAGCCGCGCUUCAUCAGCUCCCUGAGCGAGAUGGACAACCGCUUCGAGGGCCUGGAGGUGAUCUCGCCCAGCGAGUUCGAGGUGGUGCUCUACCUCAACCAGAUGGGCGUCUUCAACUUCGUGGACGACGGCUCGCUCCCCGGCUGCGCCGUGCUGAAGCUGAGCGACGGCCGCAAGCGCAGCAUGUCGCUGUGGGUGGAGUUCAUCACGGCGUCGGGCUACCUGUCGGCGCGUAAAAUCCGCUCGCGCUUCCAGACGCUGGUGGCGCAGGCGGUGGACAAGUGCAGCUACCGCGACGUGGUGAAGAUGGUGGCGGACACCAGCGAGGUGAAGCUGCGCAUCCGAGACCGCUACGUGGUGCAGAUCACGCCCGCGUUCAAGUGCACGGGCAUCUGGCCACGCAGCGCCGCGCACUGGCCGCUGCCGCACAUCCCUUGGCCGGGGCCCAACCGCGUGGCCGAGGUCAAGGCGGAGGGCUUCAACCUGCUCUCCAAGGAGUGCUACUCGCUCAACGGCAAGCAGAGCUCGGCCGAGAGCGACGCCUGGGUGCUGCAGUUCGCCGAGGCCGAGAACCGGCUGCUGCUGGGCGGCUGCCGCAAAAAGUGCCUGUCGGUGCUCAAGGCGCUGCGCGACCGGCACCUGGAGCUGCCCGGCCAGCCGCUCAACAACUACCACAUGAAGACGCUCGUCUCCUACGAGUGCGAGAAGCACCCGCGAGAGGCCGACUGGGACGAAAACUGCCUGGGCGACCGCCUCAACGGGAUUCUAUUGCAGCUCAUCUCUUGCUUGCAGUGCCGCCGAUGCCCGCACUACUUUCUGCCCAACCUCGACCUCUUCCAGGGAAAGCCGCACUCGGCGCUGGAGAACGCCGCCAAGCAGACGUGGCGCCUGGCCCGAGAGAUCCUCACCAACCCCAAGAGCCUGGAGAAACUCUGAGGUAACCCUCCAACUUGAUCGACACCCGAUUUCCAACCGAGGGACAUUUUUUUUCAUAAUUAAAAAAAAAAGAAAAGAAAAUCAAGGUUUUCGUUAUUAAACCUUUGACAAGACUUGAAAUUCGCGUGUACAUUUGAUACUGUAAAUGUGUUGAUAUGUGUUCGUGUUUUUUCUUUCUUCACCAACACGGAAAAAAACCCCAAGAAAUUAAUUUAUACUCUAUUUGUUUUUGCAAAGUUUACAUUUGAGUGUAAAACAAAGAUACAUUCCAUCGAUUUACUUGAAGUUUUAAUUUAAAUGACAUUUUUAUUGGCUGUUGUUUUCCUCGAAAAUGUCACCUUUUGUUUUGGAAAUGGCAAUUUAUAUGAAAAGAGAAAAUCUAUAUCAUUGAGGAAAAGAAAUGCACUUGAAAUACACUGGAUUAGAACAUCUGUGAUUUUUUUUUUUUUUUUUUUUAAUGUCAUUCACUUAAUUUAAAGAGCUAAUAAAGCAACUGUUAUAUAUA